AAACGAUGCGUGUAAUUCUCCUCCCUGCUUGUGAAAUGUUUUAGUCGAGUCGCGACUUCUGAUAAUUAAGUAAUACUGUUUCGGUAAUAAGGAAACUUUUCAAUUUAAACUGAUCGAAUUAUUUAAGUCACUAUUAAAAUGCAUUUUUUUAAAUCAUCAUUUGGAUAAUGACUAGGGUUCUUUUGUGAUAUUCUAUUUUGCUCAUCAGAAGAAUGAGAGGUUAACUCCUUCUCGACCCGAGAUCUUUUCGGAAAACAUCUACCAAGAAAUCUUUCAAGCAACUACUGCCAUAGAUCUACACUUUUCGAAAUCAUCCAAUGUCCAUUUUAAAGAUUACGUAUUAUGAGCUUCAUAGAAACCGAAACCUAUGCCUUCGAUGACUACUUCGGUAUUCAUGACCAGUUUGCUUCUAAUUUUAACAGAGGCAGACCUGGAACCUCACAGAACUCUGGUAGAUCUUUCUCGGUUCAACGCCUCUGCAGAGAGGCCAAUUUUAGAUCCCAGCAAGCCCAAUAUUACAAUUGGAUUUCUCACAUCAUUUGAGUACAUAGGAAAACUUAUAGCUGGCGCUGUUCCAUUAGCUGUUGACAUGGUAAAUGCAGAUGAAGAACUGUUGCCAGAUUACAAUCUCAAGUAUAUAGCGUUAGAUUCCGGUAAAUCUGAGACUGCUACACCCCUACAAAAAAUGACUCAACUAAAAGAGGAAGGAGUUGUAGGAUUCAUAGGAUUGGAUGGAAGUUGUGAACACGAAGCACUGUUAGCAGCUGCUUGGAACAUGACCAUGAUAUCAUAC
Parasteatoda tepidariorum (common house spider) is the source of this 793-nucleotide messenger RNA. NCBI's taxonomy places the organism in Eukaryota, Metazoa, Arthropoda, Arachnida, Araneae, Theridiidae. The record is from RefSeq and is a predicted model, not a curated record.